GUCAAGUCCACAUCCCAUUUAUAAACUCUUGGUGUAACCCAAAUCCCAGCAUUUGAAGGUCUGGUUCUAAGAUCUGUUUACUUCAGAUCCCACUUCCUGUGGCAUUUACGGGUAACACAACACACCCCUUGAAGGCUCAUAGACUGUGCUUAUGACUCAGGGCACUUGUUUUUCAAUUCCAUUUACCAGUCAUGCGAGGGCCUUUGGUGAAUUUGGUCUGUGUUCAGGAGCUAUCAGGGAAGGUAGAAAUUCUGGGCAGAAGGUUUUUUGGUAUGCAGAUAUAAGUGUUUAUGUAGAUGGUACUCUUGUAGCAGCCUAGGCAAUGAGCUCACAUACUUGUGGAAACGUCUCGAAGCAUCCAUAUUCACAAAUGCUCUGUUCUUGGCACAGAUUAUUUUGAAAAGCUGUAAUUCUCACAUAUUGUCACUUUUUUCCUUGAAGGAACAGAUUCAAGUGUGUGUGUUUAAGAGAAAAAAGAUAGUUGACACACUGCUGUAGUCUUUUGGCACUAGAAAAAAAAAAGUCUCCAGAUUUGGAACUUUCAUGAAAGAAAACCUGUAUCUCCUUCUGAAAUUCUCAGGCUCUUCGUAAUACGAAGUCAAACAUGACCAGUGAACCUUCAUGUCACACAAAAGAUAUUUGUGGUCACUUCUCAUAUCACUUCAAAGUAUUGUAUAGCUUUAGCUAUUUAAGGGUCUUGUUGUUUUUUUAAGUUGACCACAGCCAUGAUAUCCUAAAACAUGUAAACUCCAACAUGUCUGAGAUGCCCACGUCAUGUUUGCAUGUCACCAGGCUCCUCUUCCUCAGCUGGAUAUUGUGGCCACUGACACACAAGCCAAAGAGAGUGCCCGGGUACAUCCGUGUAUUAAAUAUCAGUAAAGCCAAUCUUUCUCUCAUUUUUAAAGGAAAAUACUCAUAAGUAGAUUUCCUCACCCUUUUUUCAUGGCCGAAUAUUUUCUUGCUCACCCUUCUUGGUGACCACUGUCAGGAUUCAAGGGCAGCGACCAUGCUCUAUGAAUAUGCCUGCUAUUUCUGACCUUUUUUUUUUCCCCAAUAUUUACUGGUGUUUGGGCAUUUCAUCAGCAGGAUCCAUUGAAUUAGACAUUUUCAAAUAUUUCCUGUAUUCACCAAAGAAAAAUCAUGUACUGGGUAAAUGGUACUGCCCAUUUGGAGGUACCCUAGUCCCCCUUCUUGGCCUUUCUGGCUCACUCCUUACUGCUGCCUCUCCUGUGUCCCUGUGUCCAUGUUCCGGCCGUCAGAGCAACUUGCUGCCCUCCCCCACACGCACUCUUUCACUUCUCCAUGAUCCCGUAAUGCCCCUCCCACCCCCACUGAUGAGUAACUUGAGGGUGGUCUCCCGGGUCACUCCUCCCUGCAGCCUUCCAGGGCCAUCUCUCUGCCUUACUUGCCUACACACACGCACACACACAAUUAAUUCCUGUCUUUUCCAGAAUCUCGUGAUAUUUAGCUUCAGUUACAGCUGUUACAAUACAUACAGGCAUUCAAAGACUGAACUCCCUGGGUUAAGAACAUUAUCAUUUCCAUUUCAAAAUCUUUAGUACCCAUCACACAGUAAUCACUUGACAAAUGCUUGUUGAAUGAAUAAACGUUUUUUUAUCUUGGGUACCCUAAAAGGCCACAGAUUCUUCCAGCAAAUAUCAAUUAAGUACCUAUCAUACUUUCUUCAGCAUGCAUACACGCAGACCCUUGACACCAGCCAACCAUUGGAGACUCCCCUUGUCAGCGUUGAAAUGCUUUCCUUGCUGAAGUAUGUCCUCACCCCGGAGGAACAGUGCUAAGUGUGGCCAGUGCUGCCAACAAGGGCAUCUCUGUGUUGUACACCUGAGGUAAACUAAGCAGAGCUGUGGUCAUUGACUUUUUGUGCAAUGUCCAGAGUCUGCCUGUGACUUUACUGAGACCCUCUUUUUCCCAUGAGUGUCUUACUCUAGGCCUGUGCAGACAGGCUUCCAGGGAGGGAGAUGCACCCAAGUUCAGAAUAUAACAAGAACACAUGACAUGACUGGUCUCGUGCCUUGCACUAGGGCCCUGUUCACUUCUCUCACUGGUCCUGAGCCUGCUCACCGCUGGUGACCUCUAGAAGUUUUAACACCAUUCUGCUGCAUACAUGCAGAAAUAAAAACUUCUUUUGAGUGGGCAUAUAGAUAUUGGAUGGCAAAUUUCUUGACGCAAAAAAAAAAAAAACCCACCCAAAAAUACAGUGGCUGUGUUUGGUACUGCUCCAGUUCACUGCUGAGCAGUGGUCACCAGAAGAACCACGGGUGCUCAUUCAUUGGCACCACCAGUAACUCUUAGGCUAACAACAGUUACUGGAAAGACCAUUUUUAGAGGAAUCCUUUGUGCCAUCAAGAGAGUUCUCAGAAAUUAGCAGCCUGCAGUGUGUGCUCACUCUGCACUGAUUCAAUUGUUCACCUAAAAAACAAACACUGAAAAUACUCAACGAAUUGUGUAAUGUUUAAUAUUUUAACAGUAAGCAAACAGACUUUUUAGUAGUGGGGAAAAACAUUUGCCUUUCCCUUCCUGGUUGUGUCCCAGGGAGGAGUGAAGUAAGCCCUCUUCAAGGGGAAGUUCUUGGACAUGCUCUUGUCAGGCAUUGGUGACACCUUUGCAAGUGGCCGGUGUCCUGCAUGUACACCUUAGAGUAGCUGAAGGGGUCCAGCCGCCUGGGGACUCUCUGUGCCCCGUAGUAUUGAGUGUUUCAAGGAACUUUAACUUCCUUCCCUCGUGUACAUUUGCUUGUGUAACCAGGAAGCUUCCCAGAUUUUGUAAUUCUGGGAUCUCCUCCUUUAGAUUCCUUUUGCUCAAACAGAACCGAUGCAAGUGUAGCAUUCACUGAAACUUUAGAUACAGCCUCACAUGCACAAAGCAACAAGCUGGGCACUGGGAGGGUGCAGAGAUAAAUAAAUGAAGGUGGCGGGGCUUAAAAAGGAUAUUUUUUUCCUUCUGAUUUCUAAUGUUAUGUUCUAGGAGCAAUAUAUAAAAAAUUUAUAAAGGUGUUCACUGUUUAAAGGAUAUACAAGGAUGUGGUACUGUAGUGGUUAAGAGCACAGACUUAGGAGUUAAAGGAGGUUGAGGUUCAAAUCUUGGCAACUUUCUUGCUGUGUGAUUUUGGGCCAGGUACUUCUUGGGUUCUUCGUCUAUAAAAGCCAGAGCUGGGUUAGCAGGCUAUAGAAGUAUACUACUUAUAAGUAUAACAGUAUAGAAUAUAAAAGCUUCUUGUAUUUUAAUCUAUCAAAAGAAAAUAAAGAGCCACCUGUGAGGUACCUGUUUUCUAAAUCCGUAUUUCUUUGUUAUCAGAUCUGCUGUGUUUUAAGUAACAGACUUGCAAUCUAUUUUGCUUUUUAUCUUCUAACUUGGUAAAAGGUGUUUUAUGAUUAUUUCCCAAAUUAUGCUCAAGCACCCUCCACCUGCCCAAAGGUGCCCAAAAGUCAUGCCCGUGAGCCCCACGUCUCCCCUGAUGUCCCACAAGGCCUCAACGCUCCUGAGCCCCAGGGUCGCCCUGCUCCACUUGAGAGGCUUGCAGGCCCCACCCCGGAGCCCUCUGCACAGGGCCUCCUCCAACCAGCCAGUUCUCCCGUAGCUUCGGAGGAAGAGCUGCUGCCCCGAGCCUCUCCCAGGAUUCAGAGAGAAAAAGUUCACCUUCGCUAAACCAGCUGCCCAGGGACAACUAGCCCCGACCGGAGGUGCUGCCCUCCUCUUUUGUGCCUAAACUGCUUCCAGAAACCUUUUGGAAACCACAGGCCUUAUGCUGGGUGUCCCUUCCAGCAAGAAGAUGGCAGUGCUCAGGCAGCUGACACUCCUGCUCUGGAAGAACUACACUUUGAAGAAGCGGAAGAUUCUAGUGACAGUCCUGGAACUCUUCCUGCCAUUACUGUUUUCUGGAAUCCUGAUUUGGCUUCGCUUGAAGAUUCAGUCUGAAAAUGUGCCCAACGCCACCAUCUACCCUGGCCAGUCCAUCCAGGAGCUGCCCCUCUUCUUCACCUUCCCUCCGCCUGGAGACACCUGGGAGCUCGCCUACGUCCCUUCCCACAGCGAUGCUGCUAAGACCAUCACCCAGAUGGUGAGAAGGGAGCUGGUGAUCAACAUGAGAGUGCGCGGCUUUACCUCCGAGAAUGACUUUGAGGACUACAUUAGGUAUGACAACCAGUCCUCCAGUGUGCUGGCCGCAGUGGUGUUUGAGCACACCUUCAACCACAGCAAGGACCCUCUGCCCCUGGCGGUGAAAUAUCACCUACGGUUCAGUUACACACGAAGAAAUUACAUGUGGACCCAAACAGGCUCCUUGUUUCUGAAAGAGACAGAGGGCUGGCACACCGCCUCCCUUUUUCCACUUUUCCCAAACCCAGGACCAAGGGAACCGACAUCCCCUGAUGGUGGAGAACCUGGGUACAUCCGGGAGGGCUUCCUGGCUGUGCAGCACGCUGUGGACAGAGCUAUCAUGCACUACCAUGCCAACGCCUCGGCACGCCAGCUGUUCCAGAAGCUCACGGUGAUAGCAAAGAGGUUCCCGUACCCACCUUUCAUCUCGGACCCCUUCCUCAUGGCCAUCCAGUACCAGCUGCCCCUGCUGCUCAUGCUGAGCUUCACCUACACCUCACUCACCAUCAUCCGGACCGUGGUGCAGGAGAAGGAGAGAAAACUGAAGGAGUACAUGCGCAUGAUGGGGCUCAGCAGCUGGCUGCACUGGGGCGCCUGGUUCCUCAUGUUCUUCCUCUUCCUCCUCAUCGUGGUCUCCUUCAUGACCCUGCUGUUCUGCGUCAAGGUGAAGAAGGACGUGGCCGUGCUGUCAAGCAGCGACCCCUCUCUGGUGCUGGCCUUCUUGCUAUGCUUUGCUGUCUCCUCCAUCUCCUUCAGCUUCAUGGUCAGCACCUUCUUCAGUAAAGCCAACAUGGCGGCAGCCAUCGGUGGCUUCCUCUACUUCUUCACCUAUAUCCCGUACUUCUUUGUGGCUCCUCGGUACAACUGGAUGACCCUGAGCCAGAAGCUCUUCUCCUGUCUCUUGUCCAAUGUUGCCAUGGCGAUGGGAGCCCAGCUCAUAGGAAAAUUUGAAGCCAAAGGCACAGGCAUCCAGUGGCGAGAUCUGCUGAGCCCUGUCAACGUGGAUGAUGACUUCUCCUUUGGCCAAGUGCUGGGGAUGCUGCUGCUGGACUCUGUGCUCUAUGGCCUGGUGACCUGGUACAUGGAGGCCGUCUUCCCAGGGCAGUUCGGCGUGCCCCAACCCUGGUACUUCUUCAUCAUGCCCUCGUACUGGUGCGGCCAUCCGAGGAUGGUCGUAGGGAAAGAGGAAGAAGACAAUGACCCCGAGAAGGUGCUCCAAACAGAGUACUUUGAAGCUGAACCAGAGGGUCUGGUAGCCGGGAUCAAGAUCAAGCAUCUGUCCAAGGUGUUCAGGGUGGGGAAUAAGGACAAGGCCGCUGUCAGAGACCUGAACCUGAACCUGUACGAGGGGCAGAUCACUGUCCUGCUGGGCCACAACGGCGCGGGGAAGACUACCACGCUUUCCAUGCUCACAGGUCUCUUUCCCCCUACCAGUGGACGGGCAUAUAUCAGUGGAUACGAAAUUUCCCAAGACAUGGUUCAAAUCCGGAAGAGCUUGGGGCUGUGCCCCCAGCACGACGUCCUGUUUGACAACUUGACAGUCGCUGAACAUCUUUAUUUCUAUGCUCAGCUGAAAGGCUUAUCACGCCAGAAGUGCCCAGAAGAAGUCAAGCAGAUGCUGCAUGUCCUCAGUCUGGAGGACAAGCGGAACUCCUGGUGCAGGUUCCUGAGUGGGGGGAUGAAACGCAAGCUUUCCAUCGGCAGUGCCCUCAUAGCAGGCUCCAAGGUGUUGAUGCUGGACGAGCCCACCUCAGGCAUGGAUGCCAUCUCCAGGAGAGCCAUCUGGGACCUUCUUCAGCAGCAGAAGAGGGACCGCACUAUCCUGCUGACCACCCACUUCAUGGAUGAGGCUGACCUGCUGGGAGACCGCAUCGCCAUCAUGGCCAAGGGCGAGCUGCAGUGCUGUGGGUCGUCACUGUUCCUCAAGCAGAAAUAUGGUGCGGGCUACCACAUGACACUGGUGAAGGAACCACACUGCAACCCCGAGAGCAUCUCGCAGCUUGUCCUCCACCACAUCCCGAACGCCACACAGGAGAGCAGCGCCGGGGCCGAGCUGUCCUUUAUUCUUCCCAAGGAGAGCACACACAGGUUUGAAAGUCUUUUUGCUAAGCUGGAGAAGAAGCAGGAGAAGUUGGGCAUUGCCAGCUUUGGGGCUUCAGUGACCACCAUGGAGGAAGUCUUCCUGCGGGUUGGUAAGCUGGUAGACACCAGCAUGGACAUCCAAGCUAUCCAGCUGCCUGCCCUGCAGUACCAGCACGAGAGGCGAGCGAGUGACUGGGCCGUGGACAGCAACCUGUGCGGGGUGAUGGACCCGACUGACGGCAUUGGUGCCCUCAUUGAGGAGGAGCAUGCAGCCAUCAAGCUGAACACUGGGCUUGCGCUCCACUGCCAGCAAUUCUGGGCCAUGUUCCUGAAGAAGGCCAUGUACAGCUGGCGGGAGUGGAAGAUGGUGGCAGCCCAGGUCCUGGUCCCUCUGACCUGCCUCACCCUGGCCCUCCUGGCCAUCAACUACUCCUCCGAGAUCCUUGACGACCCCAUCCUGAAGCUGACCUUGGGCGAGUAUGGCAGAACCAUCGUGCCAUUUUCAGUCCCUGGGACCUCUCGGCUGGACCAGCAGCUGUCGGAGCAUCUGAAAGACAUGCUGCAGGGUGAGGGGCAGGAGCCCCGUGAGGUGCUGGGUGACCUGGAGGAGUUCCUCAUCUUCAGGGCCUCGGUGGAGGGGGGCGGCUUUAACGAGCGGUGCCUCGUGGCAACGUCCUUCAGAGAUGUAGGCGAGCGGACGGUCGUCACUGCCCUGUUCAACAACCAGGCCUACCACUCCGCAGCCACCGCGCUGGCCAUUGUGGACAACCUCCUAUUGAAGCUGCUGUGCGGCCCUCAGGCCUCCAUCGUGGUUUCCAACUACCCCCAGCCCCGGAGCACCCUGCAGGCCGCCAAGGACCAGUUCAGCGAGGGCCGGAAGGGAUUUGACAUCGCUCUCAACCUACUCUUUGCCAUGGCAUUCUUGGCCAGCACAUUCUCCAUCCUGGCAGUCAGUGAGAGGGCCGUCCAGGCCAAGCACGUCCAGUUUGUGAGCGGGGUCCACGUGGCUACUUACUGGCUCUCUGCUCUGGUGUGGGACCUUAUCUCCUUUCUCGUCCCCAGUCUGCUGCUGCUGGUGGUGUUCAGAGCCUUUGAUGUGCAUGCCUUCACACGGGACGGCCAUGCGGCCGACACGCUGCUGCUGCUCCUGCUGUAUGGCUGGGCUAUCAUCCCACUCAUGUACCUGAUGAACUUCCUCUUCUCGGGGGCGGCCACUGCCUACACCAGGCUGACCAUCUUCAACAUCCUGUCGGGCAUCGCCACCUUCCUCAUGGUUACCAUCAUGCGCAUCCCAGCGGUAAAACUGGAAGAACUUUCCAGAACCCUGGACCACGUGUUCCUGGUGCUGCCCAACCACUGCCUGGGAAUGGCAGUCAGCAGCUUCUAUGAGAACUACGAGACAAGGAGGUACUGCACCUCCUCUGAGGUCGCCGCCCACUACUGCAGGAAAUUCAAUAUCAAGUACCAGGAGAGCUUCUACGCGUGGCACGCCCCGGGAGUCGGCAGGUUCGUGGCCUCCAUGGCCGCCUCAGGGUGUGCCUACCUCACCCUGCUCUUCCUCAUCGAGACCAACCUGCUGUGGAAACUGAGGACCUUCAUCUGUGCCUUCCAGAGGAGGCGGGAGCUGACAGAAUUGUACAACCGGACGUCAGUGCUUCCUGAGGACCAAGACGUGGCAGAAGAGAGGAACCGAAUCCUGGCUCCCAGCCUGGACUCCCUGCUCGACACCCCUCUCGUUAUCAAGGAGCUCUCCAAGGUGUAUGAGCAGCGAGCUCCCUUCCUUGCCGUGGACAAGAUCUCCCUGGCAGUCCAGAAAGGGGAGUGCUUCGGCUUGCUGGGUUUCAACGGAGCCGGGAAAACCACAACUUUCAAAAUGCUGACUGGGGAGGAAACCAUCACAUCUGGGGAUGCCUUUGUUGGGGGCUACAGCAUCAGCGCUGACAUCGGGAAGGUGCGGCAGCGCAUCGGCUACUGCCCCCAGUUUGAUGCCCUGCUGGACCACAUGACUGGCCGGGAGAUGCUGGUCAUGUAUGCACGGCUCCGCGGCAUCUCCGAGCGCCACAUCGGUGCCUGUGUGGAGAACACACUGCGGGGCCUGCUCCUGGAGCCACAUGCCAAUAAGCUGGUCAGGACGUACAGCGGUGGUAACAAGCGGAAGCUGAGCACUGGCAUUGCCCUGAUCGGAGAGCCUGCGGUCAUCUUCCUGGACGAGCCAUCCACUGGCAUGGACCCUGUGGCCCGGCGCCUGCUCUGGGACACUGUGGCACGGGCCCGCGAGUCUGGCAAGGCCAUCGUCAUCACCUCUCACAGCAUGGAGGAGUGUGAGGCCUUGUGUACCCGGCUGGCCAUCAUGGUGCAGGGUCAGUUCAAGUGCCUGGGCAGCCCCCAGCACCUCAAGAGCAAAUUUGGCAGCGGCUACUCCCUGCGGGCCAAGGUCCGGAGUGAAGGGCAGCAGGAGACACUGGAGGAGUUCAAGGCAUUUGUGGACUUGACCUUCCCAGGCAGCGUCCUGGAAGAUGAGCACCAAGGGAUGGUCCAUUACCACCUGCCCGGCCACGACCUCAGCUGGGCAAAGGUUUUUGGUAUCCUGGAGAAAGCCAAGGAGAAGUACGGAGUGGACGACUACUCUGUGAGCCAGAUCUCACUGGAGCAGGUCUUCCUGAGCUUCGCCCACCUGCAGCCACCCGCCACGGAGGAGGGGCGAUGAGGAGCUGCCUCGCAGGUGUUGGGAUCGGCAUUUAGGACUGAAGUCACAGCGUAUUCGAGGCACACGUGUGAAACCAGACUGCAUCGACAGGACUUCGGGGGAGGCUGGCCACCCUCUUGAGGGCAGGACGAAGCUGCCAGCAGGUCUUUAAAUCCAGAAAUCCUCUUUAGGAAAAUGGUCUGCAGCUGUGGAGGGGAUGAUGCAGGCACAGCUGAGGCCACCACGUGAGGACCAGGAUAGGAAGCACGUCCAGUCAGGACCGAACCUGCUGAUGGGGUGUCUGCGGAAGGGCCUAAGUCUGCACACAAGCAUGGAACUUGGGCGGCUGCAGGGCUGACCUAGUUAGGAGGGACCCCAGCAACAGCUGGAAGGGUCCACUCAGCCUCCCAGUGGAGGCCACUGGAAACCCGGUACUGGAACCAAGAGUCACAUGCUGAGACUCCAGAAUCUGUAACGUGCAGCUUCAAGAGGACUCAGAGGCUGGAGCCCCAGGACCACCCCCAACUGAUCUUUCUUCAGCUGUGGCAGUUCUAAGGCCACGGGAGGGCACGGGCCCACGACCCUGGCACAGGAGUCGCUUCACAGCACCCCCCUCAUGACCGCUCUCUAGACCAUCUGGCAGGCCCAGCCCUCCAAGGGCUCAGCAGUUAAAGCGAGAUCCAGAGAUGAGCUCCCGCCUGUGCUGCUCUGCAUGGCCUGGCAGGGGGCUCCCAUGGGGAAGAUGCCCAUCCCGGGAGGGGAGGGCAGUGAGGAGGCUGUGACAGUGUGGCUCAGCCACAACACCCGGACCGUGGGUUGCACCCAGUACUUAGGGAAGACCCUGCCAUGGGUGGGGCCUUUGCACCUUUAAAGGGGAAGGACUGCCCAGGGGAACAGAGGAGGCAGUCAGGCUUCUCAGCAGGUCACAGGUCAACAGGUCAAAGGGAACCCACCCCUGGGCCACAGGAAUGGGCUUGCUACGUGUACCAGAAAACCCCAGAUCGUAGUGGUUUUAUUAUAUUUUUUGGUGGCUGGCCAGUACGGGAAACCAAACCCUUGACCUUGAUGUUACAA
This is a messenger RNA of Galeopterus variegatus (Sunda flying lemur), 9958 nucleotides long. RefSeq names its product ATP-binding cassette, sub-family A (ABC1), member 3 (gene ABCA3). Lineage: Eukaryota; Metazoa; Chordata; Mammalia; Dermoptera; Cynocephalidae. The transcript is spliced from 33 exons. Gene Ontology annotation, molecular function: lipid carrier activity; ATP binding; ATP hydrolysis activity. The record is from RefSeq and is a predicted model, not a curated record. Bases 3764 to 8905 code for a protein of 1713 amino acids. Gene Ontology annotation, cellular component: intracellular membrane-bounded organelle; membrane. Gene Ontology annotation, biological process: transmembrane transport; lipid transport.